Molecule: messenger RNA, 1449 nt
Organism: Fulvia fulva
Lineage: Eukaryota; Fungi; Ascomycota; Dothideomycetes; Mycosphaerellales; Mycosphaerellaceae
Product: putative extracellular glycosidase
Exons: 2
Coding region: 1-1449 (482 amino acids)
Biological process (GO): carbohydrate metabolic process; fungal-type cell wall organization
Cellular component (GO): fungal-type cell wall
Molecular function (GO): glycosyltransferase activity; hydrolase activity, hydrolyzing O-glycosyl compounds
Source: RefSeq, a predicted model, not a curated record
AUGUUUACAUUACAGAGUCUACUUGCCAUGCGGUCGCCGCUGCGAAUGGCCCUUCUGGCCGGCCUUGUCUUCACAUCCUCAACCACAGCACAAACAUACUCGAGCUGCAACCCAACAUCACAGUCCGGAUGUCCAGCAGAUCCAGCUCUCAGCAAAUCACUCUCCGUCAACUUCCAAGAUGGAGCAUCCGACGAGUUCACAGCACAAGGCGCCCCAACGUACGACAGUAAUGGCGCUGCUUUUACUGUCGGACAAUCCGGACACGCGCCAACUCUUAUAUCGAAAUGGUACAUCAUGUUUGGAAAGCUGUCAGUCACGCUCAAGGCAGCUCCGGGACAGGGCAUUGUCAGCUCGGUGGUGCUUCAAUCGGACGACCUCGACGAGAUUGAUUGGGAGUGGUUGGGUGGAAAAGGCGGCGAAGUGCAAAGCAAUCACUUUGGCAAAGGUCAAACGACAACCUACGACCGCGCAGCAAUUCAUGGUGUCGACAACACCCAAGGAGAAUUCCACACUUACGACAUCGAGUGGACCGAGAACCAAAUUGUGUGGACCAUCGACGGAAAGACUGUCCGCGUGCUCAACGCUGGUGAAGCCAACGGACAGUACCCUCAAACACCUAUGCAGCUGAAGCUCGGCUCAUGGGCAGGUGGCGAUCCCGGCAACACCCAAGGCACAAUCGACUGGGCUGGUGGCGCGGUCAACUACGCUGCAGGACCAUUCACCAUGUACGUCAGCUCGCUGUCAGUAGUCGACUUCUCGACCGGCAAGUCAUACAGCUACGGCGACAUGAGCGGCAGCUGGGAAAGCAUCAAGUCGGACGGUGGCGAGGUCAACAGCAACUCAGGCGGUAGUGUCGUCGUAUCUAAUGCUCCCGCCAUCACUUCCACUUCCAGCGGCAACGAGCCAUGGACCGGCACCCACGCCACCAACACAGCGACCGUGUCGUACACUUCUUUGCCCGGUCUGCCCUCUGGCUGGACGGUGAGUAGUUCUGGCAAGGUCGUUCCACCUUCGGCGGCCCCAUCGACAUCCCAACCCGCUUCGUCUACCUCGUUGCCGGCGCCAUCACCUGCGGUGGGUGGCUGCUCAGGCUCAGGAUAUAAGCUUGUCACCAAAUACAACGAACAAGGCUUCCUCACCACCGCGACUAUCCCUGCUGGCGCCUCGACCGGCUGGGACGAUAAGGGCAUGCCAGCCACCGUUCUGCCCGCCAACUGCAUGAUAUCAAACCCACCAAUGGCCGCAGGCGAGGUCCUCAAGCUGGUCAGAUCCGAGUCCGGCACCUCACAACUGCUGCUGGCUUCAGCAGACGCGUCCGCCCUGAUUACCGCCCAGGUCUCGAGAACGGCGAACAGCUCCGGCGUGCACCGCGCUGGUAAUGUCUCACCAUGGAUUGCAGCGUUCUGUACUUUGUUUCUUGCAUCAGCGAUGGGAAUGGUUUGGGCAUAG